Gekko japonicus is the source of this 2858-nucleotide messenger RNA. RefSeq names its product B-cell CLL/lymphoma 11B (gene BCL11B). Gene Ontology annotation, biological process: positive regulation of transcription by RNA polymerase II. The record is from RefSeq and is a predicted model, not a curated record. Lineage: Eukaryota; Metazoa; Chordata; Lepidosauria; Squamata; Gekkonidae. The transcript has 4 exons. The coding region runs from base 136 to 2781 and encodes 881 amino acids. Gene Ontology annotation, cellular component: nucleus. Gene Ontology annotation, molecular function: RNA polymerase II cis-regulatory region sequence-specific DNA binding; DNA-binding transcription factor activity.
UUCAAGAAGAAGAAAAAAUAAAAGAAGAGGAGGAGGAGGAGGAGGAAGAAGAAGAAGAUCGGUGCCCCCUCCUCCAACCUCACCCCCCUACCCGAGUCCAGCUCUCCGGGCGAUGACCAAGUAAAUGCCAGGGCAAUGUCCCGUCGCAAGCAGGGGAACCCGCAGCACUUGUCGCAAAGGGAAAUUAUCACGCCAGAGGCUGACCAUGUGGAAGCGGCCAUCAGCCACGAGGAAGAGAGCCUAGCGCUCGGGGAUCCAGUCGGCCUCGGCAUUGCGGCGGGCGGAGCAGACCCCGACUUAUUAACCUGUGGACAGUGUCAGAUGAACUUCCCCCUGGGAGACAUCUUGGUUUUUAUAGAGCACAAGAAGAAGCAGUGCAACGGCACGGGUGGCAUCUGCUAUGAAAAGAACCUGGAUAAGAGCAGUCCUCCCCCUUCGUCGCGCGCCGAGCUCAGGAAAGUGUCAGAGCCAGUGGAAAUCGGGAUCCAAGUCACACCCGAUGAAGAAGACCGUCUUCUCACACCUACGAAAGGAAUUUGCCCCAAGCAGGAGAACCUUGCAGGGCCGUCCAGGCCUGCAAAGCUGCCGGCGGCCUCCAUAACUGCCUCCUCCCACCCUCACACAUCAGUGAUCGCACCGCCACCUCUCCGUGCUCUGACCUCAAUCCCGCCUUGCCUUAGCCUGCCCUGCUGUGGUGCGCGCGCAGUCUCAGUUGGCGGGUCUCAGACUGAGACUUCAGGCACAUAUGGAUGUCAUUGUCAGUUGUCAGGUAAAGAUGAGCCUUCAAGCUAUAUUUGCACAACAUGCAAGCAGCCUUUUAAUAGCGCUUGGUUUUUGCUUCAGCAUGCCCAGAACACACAUGGAUUCCGCAUCUACUUGGAAACAAGUCCUUCAAAUAGCUCCCUUACUCCACGCAUCACCAUCCCUCCUCCUCUGGGACCUGAGACUGUUGCACAGUCCCCGUUGAUGAAUUUCCUUGGUGACAACAACCCUUUUAGUCUCUUGCGAAUGACAGGUCCCAUCCUGCGUGAUCACCCUGGCUUUGGUGAAGGUCGGCUCCCCAACACACCUCCCCUCUUCAGCCCUCCUCCUCGUCAUCAUCUGGAUCCACAUCGCCUUAGUGCCGAAGAAAUGGGGUUAGUUGCCCAGCAUCCCAGUGCCUUUGACAGAGUCAUGCGUUUAAACCCCAUGGCAAUCGAGUCGCCAGCGAUGGAUUUCUCUAGAAGGCUUCGAGAACUGGCGGGGAACAACUCCACCCCUCCGCCAGUCUCUCCCAAUCGCAACAACCCUAUGCAUCGCUUGUUGAAUCCUUUCCAGCCAAGCCCUAAAUCACCUUUUUUGAGCACUCCACCAUUGCCACCGAUGCCCCCAAGCAGCACUACGCCUCCCCAGCCUCAGGCUAAAAGUAAGUCCUGUGAAUUCUGUGGGAAAACGUUCAAGUUCCAGAGCAAUCUCAUUGUUCACCGACGCAGUCACACAGGAGAGAAGCCCUAUAAAUGCCAGCUCUGUGACCAUGCUUGUUCCCAAGCCAGCAAGUUAAAACGCCAUAUGAAAACACAUAUGCACAAAGCUGGGUCCAUGACAGGGAGGUCAGAUGAUGGACUUUCUGCUACAAGCUCCCCUGAGCCUGGCACAAGUGAGCUCACUGGAGAAGGACUAAAGUCUAGUGAGGCAGAUUUCAGGAAUGAGAGUGAUCCUUCCCUAGGGCAUGACAAUGAAGAAGAGGAGGAGGAGGAGGAGGAGGAAGAGGAGCUAGAAAACGAAAGUAGGCCUGAGUCAAGCUUCAGCAUGGACUCGGAACUAAGUCGUAACCGAGAAAACGGCUCCAAAUCGCUGCCAGAUGAAAAAUCCCUUGUCCUAGGAAAAGUGAUAGAGAAUGUAAGCUUGGGUACCAUCCAGCAAUACAACGACAUGCUGGCCGAAAAGCAGAAAAGAAGUAGCUUCAUGAAAAGGUCUUCUGAUCAACGAGACCUCUGUCAGAGAGACCUCUGUCAGAGAGACACUGGUGAUGAAGACUCAGUAGUAGGAGAACUUGAUCGCACUGAGGAAGGGACAGUCAAUGGGAGAAACUUUGGUCCUGGCGAACCCUUUCCAGGCCUGUUCCCUCGUAAGCCAACCCCUAUCACAAGCCCCAGUUUAAACAACUCAUCAAAAAGAAUAAAGAUAGAAAAAGAUUUGGACUUACCACCAGCAACAAUAAUACCUUCUGAAAAUGUUUACUCACAGUGGCUGGUAGGAUAUGCAGCAUCAAGGCACUUCAUGAAGGAUCCGUUUCUAGGAUUCACAGACUCCCGACAAUCCCCCUUUGCUACUUCUUCUGAGCACUCCUCAGAAAAUGGAAGCCUGCGUUUCUCUACUCCACCAGGUGAUAUGCUGGAUGGCGGUCUCUCAGGGCGCAGUGGGACAGCGAGCGGUGGCAGUACGCCCCAUAUCAGCGGACCUGGCCCCGGUCGACCCAGUUCAAAGGAAGGGCGGCGGAGCGAUACGUGCGAAUACUGUGGCAAGGUGUUUAAGAAUUGCAGCAACUUAACGGUGCAUCGCCGGAGCCACACGGGAGAGCGGCCUUACAAAUGUGAGCUCUGCAACUAUGCAUGUGCCCAGAGCAGUAAGCUGACACGUCAUAUGAAAACACAUGGCCAGAUAGGGAAGGAGGUCUACCGCUGCGACAUUUGCCAGAUGCCCUUCAGUGUUUACAGCACCCUGGAGAAACACAUGAAAAAGUGGCAUGGCGAACAUUUGCUGACAAAUGAUGUCAAAAUUGAGCAGGCAGAAAGAAGCUAAGGCCCCCCAACCGGGUUAAAAUCAGGGGUCUAGGUAACAUUUAAGUUGUACAGUUUAACUAUUGCCAACCGAGAAAA